UUAUUAUGAUGAUCAGUUCUGCCGUAUCGUAGAUUCAAUGCAUUGCACGUGAAUUUCUCCUCAUAAAUUCGUAAAUGAUUUUCAUAAUAUUGUUUAUUAUAACAUUAUAAAAAAUGGGAAUUUUAGAAAAAAUAUCUGAAAUAGAAAAGGAAAUAGCACGAACUCAGAAAAACAAAGCAACUGAAUAUCAUUUGGGUUUGUUAAAGGCAAAACUAGCGAAAUAUCGUUCACAACUUUUAGAACCUUCAAAAAAAUCUGAAAAAGGCGAAGGUUUUGAUGUUUUAAAAUCUGGAGAUGCAAGAGUAGCAUUAAUAGGCUUUCCAUCUGUUGGAAAAUCAACAUUACUUAGUACAUUAACUCAUACGGAAUCCGAGACUGCAUCCUAUGAAUUUACCACUUUAACUUGUAUUCCUGGUGUUAUUGAUUAUAAUGGUGCGAAUAUACAACUUCUUGAUUUGCCUGGAAUUAUUGAAGGAGCUGCUCAAGGUAAAGGUCGAGGCAAGCAAGUAAUUGCAGUUGCAAGAACAGCAGAUUUAAUUUUAAUGAUGUUAGAUGCAACAAAACAAGAUGUGCAAAGACAAUUAUUAGAAAAGGAAUUGGAGUCUGUAGGUAUUAGAUUAAAUAAAAAAAAACCCAAUAUAUAUUUUAAAGUCAAAAAAGGUGGAGGCCUUUCCUUCAAUUCAACUUGUAUUUUAUCAAAAGUUGAUGAAAAAUUAGUUCAAAUGAUUUUACACGAAUAUAAAAUAUUCAAUGCUGAAGUUUUGUUUCGAGAAGACUGUACUCCUGAUGAACUCAUUGAUGUUAUUAAUGCCAAUCGUGUGUACUUACCAUGUCUCUAUGUUUAUAAUAAAAUAGAUCAAAUUUCGAUCGAAGAAGUCGAUAAAAUUGCGAGGCAACCAAAUAGUGUUGUGGCCAGUUGCAACAUGAAGCUGAAUUUAGAUUACUUGUUGGAAAUUCUUUGGGAAUAUUUGUCACUUAUACGAGUAUAUACAAAAAAACCAGGUCAACCACCAGAUUUUGACGAUGGCUUAAUUCUUCGUAAAGGUGUCACAGUUGAACAUGUUUGUCAUGGAAUUCAUCGAACAUUAACUGCACAAUUUAAAUACGCACUCGUUUGGGGUACUAGUACAAAAUACUCACCUCAAAGGGUGGGUCUACAACAUGUUAUGCACGAUGAAGACGUUAUUCAAAUUAUGAAAAAAUAGAGAAUCUAAUAUCUUGGUCAUUGAAACUACAAGGAUAUUAUAGAUGGGGAAAACUUCUAUUUUUGAAAUAAUAAAAACUGUCAGUAUUGGCUGAAAUUUUAAUAACAAAGAUAACGUUAUUUAUAAUUCCAUCUUGUAAAACUGGAUGAAAAGGAUAUUUUAAAAGUUCAUCUAUUUAUUAAACAUACCAGCGUUGAAUCUUAGUAUUCACAAGA
Molecule: messenger RNA, 1420 nt
Organism: Ceratosolen solmsi marchali
Lineage: Eukaryota; Metazoa; Arthropoda; Insecta; Hymenoptera; Agaonidae
Product: developmentally-regulated GTP-binding protein 2
Exons: 5
Coding region: 114-1205 (363 amino acids)
Molecular function (GO): GTPase activity; GTP binding
Source: RefSeq, a predicted model, not a curated record